Messenger RNA from Erigeron canadensis, 1576 nucleotides. Its product is annotated as U-box domain-containing protein 4. The transcript has 2 exons. Gene Ontology annotation, molecular function: protein binding. Bases 121 to 1227 code for a protein of 368 amino acids. NCBI's taxonomy places the organism in Eukaryota, Viridiplantae, Streptophyta, Magnoliopsida, Asterales, Asteraceae. Gene Ontology annotation, cellular component: nucleus; cytoplasm. The record is from RefSeq and is a predicted model, not a curated record.
AUAAAAACACAAAAACCACCCCUUCAUAUAUUUCACAUUUUCCACUUCUUAGAUAUUUUCUCUUUUCUCUUUGUAUUCUCACCACUUGUCUUUUCACCGUCGGUGGCAUCACGCCGGCUCAUGGAUUCAUACCCAUGUCACCAUUUCUCCACCACGGCGAUUCUUGACAUAAUCCAAGAUAACAAUUACAACCCAUGUUCCAAAAUUGAAGCAGCUAAACAAAUCCGACAACUCACCAAGACUUCACAACGUUGUCGUCGACAAUUCUCUGCCGCAAUCAAACCACUUGUUUCUAUGCUUUGGUCAUCGUCCUAUGAAGCCAAUGAGGCUGCUUUGCUUGCUCUUCUUAAUCUUGCCGUUAAGGAUGAAACUAACAAGAUUAGUAUUGUGGAUGCUGGUGCAUUAGAACCAAUCGUUAAUUAUCUUCAAUUCGAUGACUCGGAUUUGCAAGAACACGCAGUGGCGACAUUAGUCACUCUAUCUGCAUCUCCAGUCAAGAAGUUAGCUAUCGGUGCAUCUGGGUGUAUCCCAUUUCUCAUAAGAAUCAUUGACCGUGGUUCACCGCAAGCCAAGAUGGACGCGAUCGUGGCACUAUGCAAUCUCUCAACUGAGCCCGAGAAUCUUUCAGUAAUCCUUCAAUCUAACCCGAUUCCCUGCUUAGUUGAUAUUCUUAAAACUUGUAAAAAAUCCUCAAAGAUUUCAGAAAGAUGCAUUUCACUUGUGGAGUCAUUAGUUAAUUUUGAUGAAGGUAGAGCUUCUUUAACUUCAGAAGAAGGUGGGAUUCUCGCGGUUGUAGAAGUUCUCGAGAGCGGGUCCCUACAGAGCCGUGAACACGCAGUAGGGACCCUUUUAACUAUGUGUCAAAUAGACCGUUGUAAAUAUAGGGAACCAAUACUUAGAGAAGGUGUAAUACCAGGACUUUUAGAGCUGACAGUUCAAGGAACAGAAAAAUCCCGAACAAAAGCUCACACGUUGCUUCGUUUACUACGUGAAUCACCAUACCAAAGAACAGAACUGGAGGCUGAGACACUAGAGAACAUUUUGAGCAAUAUUAUAUCACAAGUCGACGGUGAAGAACAACGUGGCAAUGCUAAAAAGAUGCUAGCCGAAAUGGUACAAGUGAGUAUGGAACAGAGUUUGCGACAUUUGCAACAACGGGCACUCGUGUGUACUCCUUCCGAUCUGCCUAUCGCCGCUUCUUGUGUAUCUGAAGUCUCUUUCAAGUAAAUGUUGUCGUUUUUUUCGUUUUCGGGGUCAUCUUGGUGUUGGUUUUACUUGUUCAUAAAACAUGUUAUCAUGGGCAUUGUGGGAUCAAAGAUAUAGAUAACAGUAGUCCAAGGAUGUUAAGCCAAUCCAGGCCUUGUGGUGAUGAGGUUUCAUGAGAUUGGUAGGUGUAUUUGUCUUUUUUUUUUUUCUUUUUACAUAGAUGAAUUGAGUGAAAUUCAGGGUAGUGAUGGUCUUCAGGGGCUUGUAAGUUUGUCAUAUAAGGCUGUACACUACACUACACUGUAUUGAUCAAUUUGUUUUAUGGUCCUUUUUCUCUUUUCUAUAACUAAUUCAUAGCCUGGUUUUGUAA